CUCAUGGUCGCAGUUUUUGGGACUUGUUUGUGUUUUGUUUAUUUUCAGUUAUGUAGUAUUGUACUCACAUUCAAGUCAUUCAACCAUGCUCUAUGGUUUCACGUGGUCUAUCCAACUGUCGGCUGCUAAUCAGUAAUUAAUUUUUGCGACACGUUAAAAUUCAGUCCACUACGUGAACACUAAACAUGAAACUGUUGACGCACAAUUUGCUGUCGUCCAAGAGUCUGAAAGGAGUCAAAGUAGGAUACCCACUUCGCAUUGUCGCGAAAGAUGUCAAGAUAUCUGAAUCUACAUUCAAUAAGGAGUUUGUGAAGAGAAUCAUACCAAAACUUGAUUGGAAAGUAUUUGUUAACGCCGCUGUGCAAAUCGGCCAUGGUAAUGACCUGUCUGAUGAGUUAAUCGAUGACUAUGAAGACGACGAAGAGUACCUCAAAAAAGUCCACCAUGUACUUAUGGAAGUAGAAAUUAUAAAUGGCGAACUUAUAUGUCCAGAAACAGCUCGAGUAUUCCCAAUAUCAUCUGGCAUACCUAACUUACUGUUAAAUGAAAAUGAAAUAUCACCAUAAAUUCUAUAUUCAAUUUCUUCUCAUGUGUUAAGAUAAAUGAUUUUUAUCAAGGUUUAAUAAUAAAAAAAAAUGUAUUUAACCAGCG
Molecule: messenger RNA, 651 nt
Organism: Rhopalosiphum maidis (corn leaf aphid)
Lineage: Eukaryota; Metazoa; Arthropoda; Insecta; Hemiptera; Aphididae
Product: multifunctional methyltransferase subunit TRM112-like protein
Exons: 4
Coding region: 186-566 (126 amino acids)
Biological process (GO): tRNA methylation; peptidyl-glutamine methylation; rRNA (guanine-N7)-methylation
Molecular function (GO): protein heterodimerization activity
Source: RefSeq, a predicted model, not a curated record